AUGGUUUCAUCAAGCUUCCCGGAUUUCUAUCAUAACGACGAUAAAGAAUCCUUUGCCUUUGAAACUUGUCGUGAAAGAUGGCCAAAGAUCUUGAACGAUUGUAUUGAUGAUAUCAAACUAGCACUUUCCAAAGAUCAAAAAUACGAUGCCUCCCAAGCAGACCAAAUCAUUGACGGUUUCAAUUCUCUCAUCAAAAAUAUGGCAAAUGGUGAUAAAUUGACAGACUUCCCUCCGGAGAUCAUCACCCUCAUUCCAAAUUUACAAUCUUUCAAUGAUUCCUUGGCAAAAUUCGCAACUGAAGGUGAGAAAUUGACCUGGUUGACUGCCCCAUGGUUAUUUACCGAGUGUUACUUGUAUAGAAGAAUCGAUGCAUUGAUCAAGCUACAACCAUCUUGGAAGGAUUUUGAUAUUUUCGAAGAUAAAAAGCAAAAAAGUUUCCAAUCCACUGCUCCUGCAGUUUACGAACUCGCUAAAAGAUACCAAAGCUUGCACCAAGAAAGUUUUUCCAGUGGCGAAAAACUCAAUGAUCAAGCUUUGAAAUCGUUGUUCAAAGAAUUCAUCGAUGUCUGUCUCUGGGGUAACAAGAUUGAUUUAUCCUUAUUGGCUAACAAAUCCCAAGACGAAGUCCACGCUGGUCAAACUGCUGAAAAACGUAUCGAGGCGGAAAAAAACAUCAUUUCCAAUGAUACUAACCAGGUCUGGGACUAUUUGGUCAAACUCGAUCAAGGUAGAACCCAUGCCAAAAGAAUGGAUUUUGUCUUAGACAACUCUGGGUUUGAAACUUUUACAGAUCUUAUUUUCUCGUUGUUCUUGCUCGAUGCUCAAAUCACCGAAACCGUGGUUAUUCACUGUAAGACCCGUCCUUGGAUGGUCAGUGAUACUAUGAUCAAGGAUAUCGACAUUCUUUUGGAUGAUCUUGUUGAUCAAUCAUUUUUCCCAGAAUCGGGCGCCGCAUUACAAUUCAUCCAUAGCAAGCUUGAAACUUACAUAAAACAAGGAAACAUCAAGCUCACUGAUUCAGAGUUCUGGACCAUUGACCUUGAUUAUUGGCACAUUGAUGGUGGCGAUGCUUCUCAAUUGGCAUCGUCUCUUUAUGGUGAUUUGAUCAAAUCUGACUUGAUCUUCAUUAAAGGGGACUUGAAUUACCGUAAAACCACUGCCGAUAGAAAAUGGGACAAGACCACGCCUUUCGUAAAUGCCAUCGGGGCAUUGUCCUCCAAUGGUUUGAAGAUUGUGAGUUUGAGAACUUGUAAAGCCGAUGUCUGUGUUGGGUUGCCUCGAGGUUUGGAUGAGAAAUUGUCUGAAGAAUGGCACAAAUCUACCGGCGAAAUCGGGGGAUUAUGGUGUAGCAGUGGUAAUUGGGCUGUUAUUUCAUUCAGUGAAGGUAAUGCUAAAUGA
This is a messenger RNA of Saccharomycopsis crataegensis, 1398 nucleotides long. RefSeq names its product putative methyltransferase. Gene Ontology annotation, cellular component: nucleus. Gene Ontology annotation, molecular function: phosphatase activity. The record is from RefSeq and is a predicted model, not a curated record. Gene Ontology annotation, biological process: DNA damage response. Bases 1 to 1398 code for a protein of 465 amino acids. The transcript has a single exon. NCBI's taxonomy places the organism in Eukaryota, Fungi, Ascomycota, Saccharomycetes, Ascoideales, Saccharomycopsidaceae.